CGGCACAUGAACUUGAACGCAUGAGAACACACACACGGCGGCGAGCGACCGAGCAAGCGAGCGAGGCGGUGACAUGGUCGUGGGAGCAGGCGUCAGUGGCUUGGGGAAUCCACACCUAACCGCCGCUUGAGGAUGUUAAAAUGUCAGUUCACGGCCCUUUGCUGUGUCGCUUGCUGAUGCUGCUAUCCCUGUGGAUCGUCCCCACACCAGCCUCCGGUCAUCCGCAACAGCGCCCGUGCCGGCUGACACAAAGAACGGCUCUCUGCAACAAUAGCAACCUCACGUCUGUUCCUGUGGGACUACCAGGCAGCACUGAGGAGCUCCAGCUCAAUUCUAACCUCAUUAAGACACUACAGGACGACUGUCUUCAAUACCCCUCACUCGCUACCCUCAGUUUGGCCUGCAAUCACCUGGAGAAAUUGGAGUCUAACACUUUUCAGCACUCCAAAUUGUUAAAAAGUCUGAAUUUUGCCAAUAAUAAUUUAUACGUCAGCUACCAAGAAACUGGCAAUGCUCUAAAGACGCUACCCAAGCUCAGAUCUUUAGAUCUUUCAGAGAAUACACUGGAUGAAGAAAUUGCUGCCGUUCUCCUUCAAAAUCUAACAUCCCUGGAGUACCUGAAUCUUUCUGGAAACCUCUUGCGACGCAUAGAUGAGACCUCAUUCGGGCAUCUCCACCUGCUCAAAGAGUUGGACCUGCAGAGGAACCUCCUGUUUGAGAUCGACAACGCCUUUGACGGCACUCCCAAACUACAGCGUCUCAACUUGGCCCUCAAUUAUCUGCCUUGCCUGACUGACUUCCACAUGACUCAGCUGGUGGUCCUCAACGCCAGCCACAACUUCAUAGAGUGGUUCAUCUCCCGGGAGGACAUCAACGACACCUUCCAAAUAGAGACGCUCGAUCUGUCGCACAACAAGCUGCUCUUCUUCCCGUUCUUACCCAACACAAGCCGCUUACGGAAUCUUUACCUGUCCUACAACAGGGUGAGUUUCUACGAGCGCCUGGAGGACAACGUCACCUUCCCUGAGACAGUCGAGUUCUACAACCUGAGGAACACUACAAAUAUAACGGCGAAGCUGUGGGACGACAACCUUCACGGUGACAUCUCCUCGCUUGAGACGUUGGACCUGCGAGGAAAUCAGCUGUGGUAUUUCCCGCAGGGAUUCAUCCGGAAAAUGCCGUCCCUGUCUCGGCUCCGGCUGUGCACAAACUGUCUCGAAAGUUUGAAUCUGACUUUGGAGCAAUUCUCUGGCAGCUUGUACGAGUUGGAUGUCAGCAACAACAGGCUGAAGGAGAUCGUAGCAGAUGACGUUACACUGGUAACUCUUGGUAAUCUGACAUACCUGAACCUCAGCCUCAAUGAUCUUGACUGCAUAUCUUCUGGACUAUUUUUAACAUUGCCAAGCCUUCGAUCAGUGGACCUGAGUUACAACAACAUAGGCAUCUGUCUUCCUGAGGAAGCUGAGGCCAGCACAGGCUCUGGAAUGGACUUGAAAACCACUGUGUCCUUAAGGCAGCUUUACCUGAAGGGAUGCAACCUUGGAAUGAUUCCACCGACUGCAUUCUCUGGCCUGUCUCUCACACAUUUAGACCUAUCGGACAACCCUAUGCUAAGUGGCCAACGAUCAAUACAAAGUCUGAGCAGCACAUUACAGCACUUAGGUUUGGGAAACACACACAUUGGGGACUUUGACUUCUCCGAUUUUCAGAAUCUGAAGUCUCUGAAUAUUUCACGCAAUUCUCUCCUGCGUCUUCCAGCAUCGAUCUUAAAUCUUGACCUAAAACUGCUUGAUCUGAGGGACAACAAGCUGUCCACUAUUCCCUCAGCUCAGGCCAACACAUUAGCUCCAAAACUUCACACGGUUUUCCUCACAGGAAAUCCAUUCAACUGCUGCCAGACAGAAUGGUUUCGGACAUUUGAAACAACAAAGACGAUCCAUGUGGUCGGACAGUCGGACAUGGAGUGUACAGAUCUCUUCCAAACACACAGCAUCCUACAUUCCCGGUUAUUUCUCUGUCAAGAGGAAAAUGGGGAAUCAAUAUUUUGGUACAUUAUCCUUUUUGCUUCCAUUUGCGUUUCUUUGGUGGGCAUUUUAAUUAUUGUGUUCCUUACACUGAAGCCCAAAGUGAUACACAAGUCCAUCAAAAAUAAAUGUUUCAAGCCUACAUCCUAUUGAUGCGCCAAAGCAGGGGUGUCCAAAGUGCGAACCAGGGGCCAUUUGUGGCCCACAGCUCUUUUUUUUUUUUUUUUUUUUUUUUUUAAAUUGGUCUACGACACGUUGUAAAAUUCAAACUAAAUAGGUCCCACAAGAUGAUGGCACACCCAUAGAAAAAAAUUCAGAAAAAGUUAGCAAAUCUAAGCAUGCGUAAGCUGACCUACCGCUCUGGAAAAAUCAAAGAGACAUGAGCUGCAACAAUUAGUCAAUGAUUAAUCAAUUAUCCAAUUAAUCAACAACUAUUUUGGUGCUGGAGUCAUCGUUUUUUAAUUUAAAAAUGUAAAUAUCCUGAUUUCAGCCUCUUAAUUGUGCUCUCCUUAGUCUUCCAUGAACGCACAUCUUUGCGGACCAAACCAUGUGUUUGGUUGUUAUUGAUUAGGUCCGUCUGGGGCCAAACAAAUUACUCAAUUAAUGGAAACAAUAAGCUUUAGAUUAAUCGACAAAGAAUAUGAUCGUUAGUUGCAGCCCUACUGCAAAAUUAUAAUUUUCUCUGAUUUUAUUGUCUUUGAGAAGCAAUGUUUUAUUCUGAUAACACUACUGACAACAUUACUGCCAAAUUACAAAUAGAAGUAAUUUAGAACAUUUAUUUGCAGAAAAUGAAAAAUGGUCAAAACACAACAAAAGAACUCCUUUCCUUGCAUAUUCAUUUUUAAAAUUCCUAAUACAGUGGAACGCUGGUUAGUGUCAUUCAUCCGUUACUGAAGGUCCAAUUGUAAACGAAACGUACUCUAACCAAAUAAAUGUUUCCCAUAUUAAUGUAAUUCCAUAUUAGUCCUGAAUUCCUGAAAGCUAAAAAUGUUAACACAAAACACUUUUUUAUAUACUGUAUAUAUUACAGAAUCAACCUCUGAUGACAUCAUAGGCGGGCGACAGAGCUGUCUUCUGCUUAUUGUUUCCAUGUAUUUGCAAGCUAAUAGGCUGCUAACAAGGAUGUUUUGUGAUAAAAAUACAUUAAGAACACAGUUGGACUCACGCCGGGUAUUAGUAACACAAGAUGCGUGCCAUAUCGUACGCCUACCGGAAAAUGUACACAAACCGAGGCAAACUGAAAAACACGCUAACCCAGGUUCCACUGUAGUAAUAAAAGAACAUAAAGUUCAGAAUAUUUGGUGGAAUAACCCUGAUUUUUAACCGCAGAUUUCCUGACUCCCAGCGUGCUCUCCACCAGCCCAAAUUUCAGAAGGUCUCUUAGAUUUUUCCAGAGCUGUACAUUAGAUUGGCUCGCGAAUCGUUUCAAUUUUUCUGGAAAAGGUUUGUACGUCUCUACAAAGUAUACAUAAACCUGUGAUAUUUUGGAUAUGAAAAAUCAAACUGUGAAUGUCAAGAAUAAACAUUUUGCUAAACUGUCUUAUCAAAGUCUUUGUUGU
This is a messenger RNA of Dunckerocampus dactyliophorus (ringed pipefish), 3583 nucleotides long. It is a transcript of the gene nrros, whose product is annotated as negative regulator of reactive oxygen species. NCBI's taxonomy places the organism in Eukaryota, Metazoa, Chordata, Actinopteri, Syngnathiformes, Syngnathidae. The transcript is spliced from 3 exons. Gene Ontology annotation, molecular function: protein binding. The coding region runs from base 141 to 2177 and encodes 678 amino acids. The record is from RefSeq and is a predicted model, not a curated record.